Messenger RNA from Sus scrofa (pig), 4007 nucleotides. NCBI's taxonomy places the organism in Eukaryota, Metazoa, Chordata, Mammalia, Artiodactyla, Suidae. The record is from RefSeq and is a predicted model, not a curated record.
CAAAAUUUUAUUAAGUCUGUAAACCAAAAAGAAAAAAAAAUCAUAAGGAAAUUAAGAUAAAUUUACAACUGUUUGAUAAAGAAAGGAAAAUAGGGCAAAAGUGGCAAAUACACAGGUAGAGCAGAAUUUAGAUGGAAAUGUUUAUUUUUUUAAACAUUUUCAUCACAAAAUAGAAAGAAAAGACAAUCUAUGCAUUCAACUAAAGAAGUAUGAAAUAGAGCAACAAAGUAAAAUUAAAGAAGCAAGAAGGAAGGAUAACUGAAGUCAGAAAUAAAUGAACUAAAGAAGGUCAGAAUGCACACUGGAGAGCACAGAGUGAAUGUACUAUUAUCAUUAUGCGCCUUCAAACACUAUCUUCAAAUAAAACAGACACCCAAUAUGUAAAGCAAAUAAGAUGUGUCACUCUGGCUGAGGUCUGGGGGAAAGACAACAGGAGCCCUGCUCCCUAACUCCUAUUCCUUGAUUUCCUCCCACUGAGGAACACAUUUUGAAAAAUCACUGUUUCAGAAGCUCUGUGGUAAAAAACAGAACCUGAAUGAAGUUAGUGACAGAUUCACAAAUCAGGAAAAAGGACCUUCUUAAGCUUCAAAAUGUGCUGGUGGUAGAAUGCAUUUUCUAAGGGGUAAGCAAGCAAGCAAAACAAACAAACAAAAACAAAUCAAAAAAGCCUUGAAACAACUAAUGCAGGACUGCUUCGGAUAUCAUUGAUUUUUUUUUUAUUCAAAUAUACUUUUUUCCAGCAUUUCCAUUAAACUAAUAACUGUGCAGGAAAAUAACAUUUUUCGAGAGGAAAAAAAAUCAGAGCCUGUAUGUCUUUAGUGAUGUAUCUCAAAUAAAGCAAAUUAAUAUACAUUCUGAUUGAUAUACAUGUAUCUGAUGAUACAUUCUGAUUCUGUUGAUUCUGCAGUCUCCACCCUAUGCUAGGCCCAGGAGUGUGGAAAAUGCCUGGGAUUCUCAACUUGGUUGCCUGUUAGAACCGUAUGCUCACAUUUUACCCCAGACCAAUUACGCGGAGUCUCUUAUGGUACACUCAGGCACAUGUGUUUUAGAAACCUCCUUUUGGUGUUCCAAGUGCAAUCGAAGUUAAGAAUCACUGCCAUAGGGAAUGCUUAAAAGGAUGCUCAGCAUCUACUUAAAUCCUACCCUAGUCAGUUCUUAGUUCUUCCUCUUCUAGGCUUGAUCAGUAUCUGAAGACAAAUAUGGAAAAUUAAUCAAAUGGGCAUACAGCAGGAAGAUAGGGAGAGCAAAGACAGCACAGCACCCCCAAACAUCUCAAUAAGCUGUGUGGAUGGACUAACUCUGAGAGGACAGCAGCUAAUGAAGAUUAAAAACAAAAACAAAACACAGCUCAAAUCUCAGGCACAGUGAACCAAUCUCACAAAUGCAGGGUAACAAGGGACGUGACUAAACAGCAGUACACAUGAACAAAUCUUGAGUAAUUUAAUUGAAGUGUAGUGUGUGUGAGUCAACACUGAUUUGGCUGCCAGAAAAUAAACUCCAUCCAAGGCUGCAUCAACCAAUGUAUGAUAUUUGGACAAGAAAGACCCUUUUUGCAUGCUUCUUGGGACACUUUAAGUAGUGAGUCAUGUUCUGAGGAGUAUACUAUCUGAAGAAGAUGGAAAAUCAGAGUAUGGUCGAUGAGGGAACUUGUAGCCGUCUUUCAAAAAAGGUGGGGGGCUAUUUAGCUGGGAGGAAAGCAUAGGGAGAACAUCAUGCCAGAUCUUUUCACAGUAUUUGAAGAACUCACAUAAGAAAGUUAGACCAGAUUCGUGGUGGAAAAUCCAGAAGUCAAAGCCAUGGACAGAUAGAAGGAAUCACUUGUCAGCCAAGUUGACCAUCAGAAAGGAAAUGGGCAGACACCCAGAACAGUGGGCUCCCUGUCCUUGGUGGCAUCUGAGGCUCUGAGUAAGUCGUGGGUGAGGGGAGUUUCAGAACUCGUACAUGUGAAUCGAUAGGACAUUGUCUUCUCCAACCUAAGAUUUUAUGAUCAGUGUAUCUAAAGUAACUAGGGAGUCAACGCGGGACUUUUCAUGUUCUGUUCUGUGAGCUGCUAAAAGCCUGAGCUGGGUCGCCUGCAUUCAGGCCACCUUGCCUGGGAAAAAGUGGGCCAGCAGGGCAACCAGCCCCUGGUGGUGUUCCAGCGCAGAGAUGCUCUCUUUCCACAGAUGUCACUUCUUACCAUGUGCUUAACACAUGGGUCUCUCUCUCACUCCCUUUUUCAACUUCUUGCAGAAGCUUCUCCUGGAGAGUCUGGCCCUUCUUCCCCCCUGCUACAGGAUCUGGAUUCCUUAGGGACCCUGGGCAUUCACCCCACGGCCUGCACUUCACUCUUGCUCCCCCUCACCCCCAGUUGCCCGUCGCGGGGAAAGAGGGGGCAGCUGCUGAUUCCCAGGUCCUGGCGGGGGUCUCGCCUGGUGCUGACUUUCUCUCGCACCUUCUGCAAGUGCGGGCUCCUUCCACACCUGGAGCCGGACGCCAGGAGCCAGGCGGCCCAGCGUCAGACGGGUGCCGGGGCUGCCCGGGACAAAGGGGCAGCUAGGUCCUCCCAGCGCACCUACUUUCUCCCGCUCCCCCUGUGCGCUGCGUGGCCGGCGCCUCAGAGCCUGAGCCUAGGCCGCGCCCCAGGCCGCGCUCCCGGGGGGCGGGAGGAGGGGCGCCGGGUGGCGGGGCCGCGGGAUGCUCCGGGGAGACAGCUUCCGAGGCGAGUGCGAGGGGAGGGCGGCCGGGCUCUGCACGCUCCCUCCCUCGGCCGCUUUCUCUCACAUAAGCGCAGGCAGAGGGCGCGUCAGCCAUGCCCUGCCCCUGCGCCCGCCGCCGCCGCGCAGCCCCGCGCCCCAAGCUCCCCGCCUUGCCGCCCGGCGCCCCGCCGCCCUCCUCCCGCCCCGGCGCCGCCGCCGCCGCUCCCGCCACCCCGGCCGCCCGGCUCGCCCCGCUGCGGGGAAGGGGAGGGCGGGGGGCCCGGGGUCGCUGCAGAGCCCGAAGCGCGCGGGGCGUCUCGGCUUGGCCCGCUCUCGCCCCGGAGCGCUCGCAGGGACGCCGAGCAAGGCGCCGUCCGCCCGAGCCCUCGCCUCACCUCGCGGGCCGCCGACGCGGGGCGCUCGGAUGUCCGGUUUCCUGUGAGGCUCUCCCCUGACCCCGCCGCCUCUGGGCACCGGCCGGGAGAGCGGCGCGCAGCGUCGGCAGCGCCGAGCCCGGACCCGCUCCAGCCGCCCCGGCUCGCCGCGGGGUCCCCGGGCAGUCCUCGGGGACAGGGCCGAGCGGCGAGCGCAGCCGGGCCGGGCGCGCUCGCCGUGGGUCCACCAUGCACUUGCUGGGCUUCUGCUCUCUGGCGUGUUUGCUGCUCGCCGCUGCGCUGCUCUUGGGUCCUCGGCGGGCGCCUGCCGCCGCCGCCUUCGAGUCGGGACUCGGCUUCUCCGACGCGGAGCCGGACACAGGCGAGGCCAAGGCUUAUGCAGGCAGAGAUUUGGAGGAGCAGUUGCGGUCGGUGUCCAGUGUUGAUGAACUCAUGACUGUACUCUACCCCGAAUACUGGAAAAUGUACAAGUGUCAGUUAAGGAAAGGAGGCUGGCAACAUAACAAAGAACAGGCCAGUGCCAAUACAAGAACAGAAGAGAGUCUCAAAUUUGCUGCAGCACAUUAUAAUGCAGAGAUCUUGAAAAGUAUUGAUAAUGAGUGGAGGAAGACUCAAUGCAUGCCACGGGAGGUGUGUAUAGAUGUGGGGAAGGAGUUUGGAGCAGCAACAAACACCUUCUUUAAACCUCCAUGUGUGUCCGUCUACAGAUGUGGGGGCUGCUGCAACAGUGAGGGCCUACAAUGCAUGAACACCAGCACAAGUUACCUCAGCAAGACGUUGUUUGAAAUUACAGUGCCUCUAUCUCAAGGCCCCAAACCAGUAACAAUCAGCUUUGCCAAUCACACUUCCUGCCGAUGCAUGUCGAAGCUGGAUGUUUACAGACAAGUCCAUUCCAUUAUUAGACGUUCCCUGCCAGCAACACUACCACAGUGAG